AUGGUCAUUCGUCACUUGCCCUACUUGUCAUUAGGUCUCGACAUCCUCAAGGAGUUGUUGGCUCGUGUUUCGGAACAAGAUGAGAAGAUUUCACAGCCAUUCUAUCAACGCUACUAUAUCGAUCUUCUGAAGCACGUGUUGGCUGUCGCUUGCGAUAGUUCUCAGGUUCACGUUGCUGGAUUGACCUACUAUGCGGAAGUGUUGUGCGCUUUGUUCCGAGCUCCAGAGUUUUCGAUCAAGGUCCCACUGAAUCCGGAGAAUCCGUCUCAGCCAAACAUUGAGUACAUAUACGAGCACAUCGGCGGAAACUUCCAGACUCAUUUUGAUAACAUGAAUCAAGACCAAAUUCGUAUCAUCAUCAAGGGAUUCUUCUCAUUCAACACUGAAAUCGCCAGUAUGCGCAACCAUCUUCGUGAUUUCUUGAUUCAAAUCAAAGAGCACAACGGAGAGGACACAUCUGAUUUGUAUCUGGAAGAGCGCGAGGCUGAGAUUCAACAGGCACAGCAGCGUAAGCGUGCCGUGCCCGGAAUCCUCAAGCCUGAUGAGGUCGAUGAUGAGGAGAUGCGCUAA
Caenorhabditis remanei is the source of this 570-nucleotide messenger RNA. RefSeq lists its product as uncharacterized. Gene Ontology annotation, biological process: ribosomal small subunit export from nucleus; ribosomal large subunit export from nucleus; protein export from nucleus. Lineage: Eukaryota; Metazoa; Nematoda; Chromadorea; Rhabditida; Rhabditidae. The record is from RefSeq and is a predicted model, not a curated record. Gene Ontology annotation, molecular function: nuclear export signal receptor activity. Gene Ontology annotation, cellular component: cytoplasm; nucleus. The coding region runs from base 1 to 570 and encodes 189 amino acids. The transcript has 4 exons.